AUGGUUGUCAUUUCUCUUGGAAUUCCAAAGCCGCCGCAAUCGUCGCCAAAGAAAGAACAAAAAGAAGAGCUGCCUCAGCCGGCCAUCAUUGCGCCGGAGAUCAACCUUCGCGAUCACACAAGAGCCAUCGCCGCGUGUCUCAAGCGCAACGAUCCGAACAAACGGGAGAGCCGCUCGCCGGCAUCGCUCAGUUCGUCACUCCGCCACCGCAUCAAGUCACCACAAAAGCCAAUCAACACUGAAAAAGACCUCGAAGAAUACCUCCAAUCCUUCGUCGGCCCGGAUAAUAAAUCGACCUUGAUUUGCCCACCAAAAGAGGUGUGGCAGUCUCCGAUUCGCUUCUCCGACUACCCGAACAAGUUCAAGUUCCAACUGUCAAAGACGCCUCUAUCCAAGCCGGCGAAUCCUCAUCUUCCGUUCGACACCACUGGCGUCGAAGAGACCUCGACCAAUGCAUGGAUUCAGCUGGGCGUCACCGCCAGGGGGCUAGAAACCCGCUGCGGCAAAAAGGGAUCCCAACUGAGUGGAGGACAGAAGCAGAAAAUCGCCAUCGCCAGGGCGCUAAUUCGAAAGCCAAAAAUUCUGUUGCUGGACGAGGCGACUAGCGCCCUCGAUACCGAAAGCGAAAAGAUCGUGCAAGAUACGCUGGACAAGGCGCGGCAAGGGCGGACUGCGAUUCUGAUCGCGCACCGACUUUCCACCGUUAUCAACGCGGACGUCAUCGCCGUCGUCGACAACGAAAAAAAUUUUUUGAUCGCGCGCUGA
This is a messenger RNA of Oikopleura dioica, 765 nucleotides long. The record is from the annotation of a GenBank genome assembly. NCBI's taxonomy places the organism in Eukaryota, Metazoa, Chordata, Appendicularia, Copelata, Oikopleuridae.